This is a messenger RNA of Micropterus salmoides (largemouth bass), 1757 nucleotides long. RefSeq names its product RNA-binding protein 34-like. Lineage: Eukaryota; Metazoa; Chordata; Actinopteri; Centrarchiformes; Centrarchidae. The record is from RefSeq and is a predicted model, not a curated record. The transcript is spliced from 11 exons. Gene Ontology annotation, molecular function: RNA binding. The coding region runs from base 179 to 1453 and encodes 424 amino acids.
GGAAGCCAUUCGCUGUAGGACGGCUGUUUGCUGCGGAGGAGAACGUGUUUUAACUCUCACGUUAUCGCAGUUUAAUUCGUAGAAAUGAGUCUAAAUGUUUAAAUUAACCUGAGAAAUUAAGUGUUUCAAUACAAAUAACAAACCGGAAGUCAGCGUUGGAGCAGCGCGGGGAGAAACCAUGAAGAAGAAACUUCCGCAGAGUGAGGAGGCGUCGCCGGGACAGUCAGCUGACUACGUGGUCGGUCAGGUGUCAGGAAGUCUGUUCAAGAAGAAAAAGGCAGCCUCCGGAUCGCUGUCGGCUUUAUUCAGCACCGCUGCACCGGCUGCACCUGUUCUGUUUCGGCCUGCACCCGAGCCUGUUCAGAAGAGCUCAGAAGAAAAGGAGCUGCAGAAGGAAACUCCAGACGCCACAGGUCAACUCAGUCAGAAGAAGAAGAAGAAGGCGCUGAAGGAGAAAUCCGAAGCCGACCAGAAGCUGGAAAACAGAGAGAGCAGUUUACAGAACGCAGACGAGGACGAGCUAGGAGACAAGCCGGCGAAGAAGAAGAGGAAAGCUCCGGAACCGGACGAAGAGAGAAACGACGUGGAGCAGUGGGUGUUGAAGAGACAGAAGCUGAAAGCCAGAAAAGUGGAGGAGGUGAUGAAGAGGAAGAGGACGGUGUUCGUAGGCAACCUGCCCGUCGGCUGCACCAAGAAGACCCUGCAGAGCCUCUUCAGGGAUAAAGGACCCAUCGAGUCCAUCCGGUUUCGCUCUGUGGUCAGAGAGGAUCCCGCCAUGUCGCGCAAAGUCGCAGCGAUACAACGCAAAGUUCAUCCCAAAAAGCAGAGCAUGAACGCCUAUGUGGUGUUUAAAGACGAGGAAGGAGUGGCCAGGGCGUUAGAGAGGAACGGCAUGGAGAUCGAGAGAGACUUUCACAUCCGGGUGGACAGAGUGACGGACAACUCAUCGCACGAUCACAAGCGCUCCGUCUUCGUGGGGAACCUCUCCUUCGAGAUAAAUGAACUGGCUUUUCGCCGCCAUUUUGAGGAAUGUGGCGCAGUGGAGGCUGUACGACUGGUGCGAGACCAGAACUCUGGACUGGGAAAAGGAUUCGGCUACGUCCUGUUUGAGAGCGCCGACUCGGUGCAGCUGGCUCUGAAACUGGACGGCUCCAAACUGGAGGGCAGGUCCAUCCGGGUGAAGAGGUCGGUGAAGAAGGAGAAGCAGAAGACAAAAACUGACAGCGCAGGGAGGACCGGCAGGGGCCCCAUGAAGGGCCCUAUGAGGGGCCAGGGGCGGGAGAGAGGAGGCGGUCGGGGAGGUUUCAAGUCUCAACAGAAAUUCUCUGGAAACCAGCAGAGGUCGAGCAAAAGCUCAACGUCCUUCACAGGCGAGAUGGUGGAUCCGACCAAGAAGGCGAAGAAGAAAGGACUGAAGAAGAAAGUGAAGCCGAAGAAGAAGGUUCACAUCUGACGUCUCUGAUCCAAAUAAAAAGGGCUCCAGGACUCUUUGUGAUCCGCAGUGAUCCAGCUUUUGCACUGAGGAUUUUUCCAGUUAUCUAGAACGUGAAGAACAUCGGCCCAUGUUCCAGAUCUUAAAAGGAGGUUCUUAGUUUUACUCUCCGGACAUUGUCAAGUCAGUUUUAACUUCUCUAAUACAGAAGGGGAACAAAAGUUCUACAAACUGACCAAGAUUAAUCUCUGUAACCCAGCUGAUCAAGUUUAACUUUUGUAAUGUCGUCUCCUGUUGUUGUGUCCAAAUAAAACCUUAUCUUUAA